AUGAAGUCCCUUAAUAGCACAAACACAGCUAAAAAUGUCGAGAAAUGGGGCGAGCUGAGAGAAGUGUGCCUGUACAGAUAUAUGACAUACAACAACAUCCCAGAAAAUGUUAAUUCCUUUGUGAGGUUUUUUGUGCUAGAGGCCAUCAAAGGUUUAAAGACAAGAGAAUCCUCUAAACUGGUUGUUCACUGCAGUGAUGGAAUCGGCAUGUCAGCUGUUUUGGUUGCUAUUGCCAACGGCAUUGAGAGUUUGGCAAAACGAGGCUCUGUUGAUGUUUACAACAUCGUGAAAGUGUUGCGCAAUGACAGAGCUGGUGCUGUGGAGCAGUUUGAUCAGUACCGCUUUAUAUACGAGGCCUUGCAAGAAUACUUGGUGCAGAUGCGGGAUAGUCAACAGGAGUACAUCAAUAAUUCCGACAUCACUUCAAGCAUAUGAAGACCUUAGUCAUGGAGUCAUGUGAAGACUCAGUUACUUUUC
Messenger RNA from Rhopilema esculentum, 477 nucleotides. RefSeq names its product tyrosine-protein phosphatase non-receptor type 7-like. Lineage: Eukaryota; Metazoa; Cnidaria; Scyphozoa; Rhizostomeae; Rhizostomatidae. Gene Ontology annotation, molecular function: protein tyrosine phosphatase activity; protein kinase binding. Gene Ontology annotation, cellular component: plasma membrane; cytosol; cell junction. Gene Ontology annotation, biological process: protein dephosphorylation; signal transduction. The record is from RefSeq and is a predicted model, not a curated record.